AUGUCUGAUACGAUUAAAGACAGGGAAUCUGAAGUGGUAUCUGAUAUAUCGGGAGAGAAGUAUGAUACCAGCCUCUCGGCCGAUGAGCAAGUGAAUAAUCUUGCAGAGCAAUAUGGCAUAAAUCAGCGCAAGUUGAUGUUAAAAAUCGAUGUAUGUGUGGUUCCAGCUUUCUGUUUCUUAUACUUUUUGGCGUUUUUGGACAGAGUGAAUAUCUCCAAUGCCAAACUUUAUGGGCUUGCUGAGGACUUGAAAUUGACGGGAAACCAAUACAACACUGCUUUGACGCUUUUUUUCGUUCCAUAUGUUGCAUUCGAAGUGUUAUCCAACUUCACCAUCAAGCUCGUGAAGCCACAUAUAUGGUUGAGUGGAUGUAUUCUUUGUUUUGGAGCCAUUUCAGUAGGAAUGGGAUUUGUUAAAAAUUUCGGAGGAUUGGCUGCAUGUCGGUUUUUACUCGGAAUUUUCGAAGCAUCAACGUUCCCUGCAUUGUUCUAUCUUCUCUCAUGCUACUACUCUGUGCACGAGGCUCAACGUCGGUUUUCGGCAUUUUUCUCCGUCACCUGUUUAGCCGGUGCUGCAUCAGGAAGUAUUGCAUACCGAAUCCAUGAAAUAGACGGCAAGAAUGGUAUUCCAGCAUGGGGAUGGAUCUUUAUCAUUGACGGAAUCAUCACUAUGGGGGGUGCCAUUAUACUUUUUUUCACCAUUGCUGACUUUCCUGAGGAGUCGAGAUUUUUGAAUGAGAAUGAGCGUAAAUUUAUCAAGGAAAAAUUGGCGAUUUAUUCCGGUGCUCAGUCGGGAUUCGAGACGAAAAACACAUUGACAGAUGUGGCCAGGUGUUUCAAAGAUUAUAUGAUCUGGCUUCCAGCGUUAGCCUACUUUGGUCUCAUUAUUCCCUCUUAUGGUUAUGCUUAUUUUGCAGCCACCAUUAUUAACCAAAUGGGAUACACUGCUGUUUCCGCUAACCAGCACUCGGUGUACCCCUGGCUUGCUGCUUUCGGGCUCAACAACGUGGUUUCGUUCAUUUCUGAUCGUCUUCGCAUGAGAUUGCCAUUUGCUUUGGCAUCUUCAUGUUUAGCCAUCAUUGGGUUAGCAUUGGUUCUUGCUGAAAAAACCAAUCCUCAAGCACGGUACGCUGGAUGUUUCUUGACCGCUUCAGGAUUAUACACCGCUAUGCCAUUGUUGGUGUGCUGGAGCUCUUUGAAUUUUGGAGGACAUUUGAGAAAAUCGGUGGGAACCGCAUGGCAAAUUGGAUUUGGAAAUAUUGGUGGAAUCAUCGCCACCUUUAUAUUCUUGGCUAAGGAUGCUCCCGUGUACAGACCGGGACUCAUAGUGUGUUUGGCAGCGGUUUCGUUUGCAAUUGCCAUGAUGGUGUUUUAUUUCUUGUCGGUUUUCCAGUUGAAUAAGAACAAGAAAACUGACGCUUACCUUGAAAAAUGGGAUCAAAAAACAGAAAGAGAAAAGAUCCUUGCGGGAGAUAAACACCCCAACUUCAGAUAUAUAUACUAA
This is a messenger RNA of Meyerozyma guilliermondii ATCC 6260, 1503 nucleotides long. It is a transcript of the gene TNA1, whose product is annotated as Tna1p. Gene Ontology annotation, biological process: transmembrane transport. NCBI's taxonomy places the organism in Eukaryota, Fungi, Ascomycota, Pichiomycetes, Serinales, Debaryomycetaceae. Gene Ontology annotation, molecular function: transmembrane transporter activity. The record is from RefSeq and is a predicted model, not a curated record. Gene Ontology annotation, cellular component: plasma membrane. The transcript has a single exon. The coding region runs from base 1 to 1503 and encodes 500 amino acids.